Tuber aestivum (summer truffle) is the source of this 1320-nucleotide messenger RNA. Lineage: Eukaryota; Fungi; Ascomycota; Pezizomycetes; Pezizales; Tuberaceae. The record is from the annotation of a GenBank genome assembly.
GCGACUGCAUUAGUCGGUCCCGGGAUUUAUCGUCAGGAAUGGCUGCACCCUCGUAUUGACCACCGUAGUACAGUUCCGGCACUCGUAUAGCGACAGGGAAGGCCGCGCGUAACUUGCUUGAUUGGUGAGGCAGGUUACUUGGGCCCACCGGAGGCAACGCUUAAAUACCCUGCGACAGCAACGGAACUACAUAUCGAAUCCCCAGUCGGCAGCGAGGAAUUGACCAUAAAAAUAAUCCCAACGGAUUCGAAAUCAUGGCUUCAAACGCCCCGGGAGAGUGCUGUAUAAAGGGCGUUUUGCACGAGGGUACGCCGAAGGGAGAGGUGGUGCAGAUUACGGAAGGUUUGUUGCAAGUCUCGGUUUGAUUCGCGUCGGAGUGACAGCUAAUAUGGAGUUUUUCCGCCAGUGGAAACGUACAUCACCAGGCCCGCCAGCGGAUCCAGCGAGAAGGUGAUCCUGCUAUUGACGGACGUUAUGGGGCUUUGCACCAAUCCGAAACUGUCCCACCCCCUCCCUCCUUCCCUACGCCCGAGUGUCUGCUAACACAAAUAACUGCACCAGCAUCGCCGACGACUUUGCAGCAAACGGAUACACCGUCCUAGUUCCUGACAUCUUCGCAGGCGAUAACGUCCCCCUCCCAGCGGAUCGGAAGCCUGGAUUUCAACUUCCGGAAUGGCUAAAGAAUCACCAGCCCCACCACGUUGUCCCAAUUAUCCAGAAGGUGAUGGACCAUAUUCGGUCCGAUCUUAGUAUGCCUCCCUUCCCAUUCUUCCCGGGGAUGCAUAUUUAGAGCAGGUCUUACACACCACAGAACCCCGCAAAAUCGGCGCAGUAGGAUACUGUUUCGGCGCAAAAUACGUCACACAACUUCUCUCCGGCCAGAUCGACGCAGGCUACAAUGCACACCCCAGUUUCGUCACCCUGGAUGAACUCUGCGCUAUCAAAGCCCCACUCGCAAUUUCUGCUGCCGGUAUAGCCCCCCCCCCCCCCCUCCAACAACCAUCCUUGGAGCAACGACAAAAAGUUAAUACCGAGAGCAUAGAAACGGACUCAAUCUUCACCCCUGAGCUACGCCAUGCCACGGAGGCCAAGUUGGCGGAAAUCAAGGCCACCUACCAGAUUACCCUGUUUUCUGGGGUGGAGCAUGGGUUCGCGGUGAGGUGCAAUUUGGCGAACGAGAAGCAGAGGUGGGCGAAGGAGGAGGCGUUCUGGCAGGCUAUUAGGUGGUUCAGGUUGCAUCUUUCCUAGAUCAUGUUAGAUGCUUGUGAGGUUAGGAUGCAGAGGAUGGGUCUGAAGGUGAGCGCGAGUGAGAUUGAAUGA